Molecule: messenger RNA, 3593 nt
Organism: Dromiciops gliroides (monito del monte)
Lineage: Eukaryota; Metazoa; Chordata; Mammalia; Microbiotheria; Microbiotheriidae
Gene: FGD1
Product: FYVE, RhoGEF and PH domain containing 1
Exons: 18
Coding region: 70-2649 (859 amino acids)
Biological process (GO): cytoskeleton organization; filopodium assembly
Cellular component (GO): cytoplasm
Molecular function (GO): metal ion binding; guanyl-nucleotide exchange factor activity
Source: RefSeq, a predicted model, not a curated record
AGAAGAAGAAGGAGGAGGAGGAGGAGGAGGGUAACAGGCUCGGGUGGCGGCGGCGGCGGCAGCUGCAGGAUGCAGGGCACUGGCGGAACCGCCCCCCCAGGGAGCCCGGGGCCCCCGAGGCCCCCGAGGCCCGGCCGCUUCUCCUGCCAUAUCGAGGGGGCCCAGCCCAGGCCUGGGUCUCAGCUACUUGUCAAGAGUCUCUCCUUGGAACCCAACCCCCAGGGAGGCCCUUCUGAGACUCCCAGUCUCAAACCCUCCCCCUCCAAGAGGCCCCCAGGGCCCAAGCCUCAGGUGCCCCCCAAGCCAUCCCAUCUCCUGGGUCCCCGGCUGGCCCCCCUGCUGGAACCCAUUCCCCCACCCCCCUCCCGCCCGCUUCCUGCAGACCCCAGGCUGACCAGGGCCUCCCACUCUCGGGCUGAGGCAACUGUGGGGGCUUCAGCUGUAUCCUCCCUGAUCGAGAGGUUUGAGAGAGAACCUGCCAUCCUGGCACCUGAGGCGGGGGGGCUUGUGCCCUCAGAACUGACAACAGACUCCCCAUGCCUCCUCCUGUCUGCUCCGGGGGAGAAGGUGCCCAACCGAGACAGUGGCAUUGGAAGCAUUAGUUCACCCUCAAACAACGAGGAGACCUGCUUGGCCAGUGGUGGUGGCAGCAGUGAUGGCGGCAGCGGCAGCCAGGCCAUCCUAGGACCCUCCAGUGACCCGCUCCCUGCAGCUCCACACAGCCCCAUGGAAGCUGAUAGUGACCUGGAUGAGGAAGAAGAGGAAGAUGAUGAAGAGGAGGGGAGAGAGGGGCUGCCCAGGCCCAGAAUGGAGAGACAGGACUCUUCAGAGCUAACAGUUCAGCAGAAGGUGUUCCACAUCGCCAAUGAACUCCUGCAGACGGAAAAGGCCUAUGUGUCACGGCUGUACCUCCUGGACCAGGUGUUCUGUGCCCGACUAUUAGAGGAGGCCCGGACCCGAAGCUCCUUCCCAGCUGAUGUGGUCCAUGGUAUCUUCUCCAAUAUCUGCUCCAUCUACUGUUUCCACCAGCAGUUCCUGCUGCCAGAGCUUGAGAAGCGAAUGGAAGAGUGGGACCGGUACCCUCGAAUCGGAGACAUCCUGCAGAAGCUCGCACCAUUCCUGAAGAUGUAUGGUGAGUACGUCAAGAACUUUGACAGGGCCGUGGAGCUGGUGAACACGUGGACAGAGCGCUCAGCCCCUUUCAAGGUCAUCAUCCACGAAGUACAGAAAGAGGAGGCCUGUGGGAACCUAACUCUGCAGCACCACAUGCUGGAACCUGUGCAGCGCAUUCCCCGCUAUGAGCUGCUGCUGAAAGACUAUCUGCUUAAGCUUCCUCAUGGCUCCCCAGACAGCAAGGAUGCAGAGAAAUCAUUGGAAUUGAUCGCUACUGCAGCUGAGCAUUCCAAUGCUGCCAUACGCAAGAUGGAGAGAAUGCACAAACUCCUGAAGGUCUAUGAGUUGCUUGGAGGGGAGGAGGAUAUUGUCAGUCCCGCGAACGAGCUCAUCAAAGAGGGUCACAUCCUCAAGCUAUCUGCCAAGAAUGGGACCACUCAGGAUCGGUACCUCAUCCUGUUCAACGACCGCUUACUGUACUGUGUCCCCAAGCUCCGACUCCUGGGACAGAAGUUCAGUGUGCGAGCCUGCAUAGAUGUGGAUGGCCUUGAGCUGAAGGAAAGUUCCAACCUGAACCUGCCCCGAACCUUCCUGGUGUCUGGGAAGCAGCGUUCUCUAGAGCUACAGGCCAGGACUGAGGAGGAGAAGAAGGAUUGGAUCCAGGCCAUCCAUGCCACUCUCAUGAAGCAUGAGCGCACACUGGAGACCUUCAGACUAUUGAACUCAGCCCCCCGAGAAGAGGAAGACACACCCCCUAGCUCACCGAACGUGGACCUUGGGAAGCGUGCCCCGACACCCAUCCGAGAGAAGGAGGUGACAAUGUGUAUGUGCUGCCAAGAGCCCUUCAACCCAAUCACCAAACGAAGACACCACUGUAAAGCCUGUGGCCAUGUGGUGUGCGGCAAGUGCUCAGAGUUCCGGGCCCGAUUGGUCUAUGAUAACAACCGUUCUAAUCGAGUGUGUCUUGAUUGCUACACUGCCUUGCGUGGGGCCCAGGGACCCAGCCCAAGUCCAGGGCAGAACACACCCCAACGGAGACGCUCCAUUCUAGAGAAACAGGCAUCAGUGGCUGCUGAGAACAGCCUUGUUUGCAGCUUCAUGCACUACAUGGAGAAAGGUGCCAAGGGCUGGCACAAGGCCUGGUUCGUAGUCCCUGAAAGUGAGCCCCUUGUUCUCUACAUCUAUGGAGCUCCUCAGGACGUGAAAGCCCAGCGCAGCCUGCCCCUUAUUGGCUUUGAGGUGGGGGCACCAGAGGCCAGUGAGCACAAGGAGAGGCGUCAUGUCUUCAAGAUCACCCAGAGUCACCUGGCCUGGUACUUUAGCCCAGAGACUGAGGAGCUUCAGAGGCGGUGGAUGGAUGUGUUGGCCCGAGCUGGGCGGGGAGAUGAACUCCAGGCAGGCCGUUCCAUUCUUGAGUCCGGAGAGGAGAGUGAAACAGCAGCAGCAGCUGUUGCAGCCUCAGCAAUGGCAACAGGCCCUGGCCCAGAGCUAGAACCCCCUCCUCCUUCCACCUCCAAGCAGGGACCCCAGGGCUGAGCACCAGCCCUUGGCAAGCUCUUUGCCCCUUGGUACUUGAACUCCAGAUCCUGGGCACUUUUGGUCAUGUUAGGGGCUUUUUAGCCAAAUGUGAGGCUUGUUUUUGUAAUCCCCAACCUCAUGUUUGUCACUUGGGGCAGGGCGCUUUAUAAAGAGAGGACAAAAGCCCUGUCCUCCCCAUCUCCUCCACCCUAUGUGAAAGGCCUCAGCUGUGCUGUGAUUUUGGGCAGGCUGCAAGGCCGCAGGGGCCCCUUUCACCAAGGUCCCUUCCAACUCUUUUGACAUGUGGUGCUAAGUCCGUGUCUCUGGGCUUCUUUCUUUUCUUUCAAAUGGCUGAUCUUCAACAUGUUCUCCAGUUUCUACACUCUUAUGAAGUAGGGUACUUUCUCUUUUGUCAUCUAGGAAACACACUGGGGAGAACUAAAUGGUUUCCCAACUUGAGUUCUGAGUCACACCUGGCGGGGCCCGCCCCCCCCCCAUCAGCCACUCCCCGUGACCGUGAGCAUUUCCCCAUCUAUUUCUGGACCUGUUUCUCCUCCACACGGGUUUGGUACAGAUGCUUUCUAAGGUUUCGUCCUGCGCUAAGUCUCUGAUCUGAAUUCCCUUUUCUCUCAGCCUCGAUUCCUUCAUCAGUAAAAUGAUGGGGUCGGCUGGACCAGAGGGUCUCUAAAGUCUUUUUCAAAUAUUCGAGUUCUGUGAUUUUCAAAUUCCUCCUCCCUUGAUCUCAUUUUUCCCUCCAAAAAAAUGAAGUGGGAGGAAGCCCUAACUUGGACAACCCUUCCUUCUCCUCGCGUGCAGCUGGGACUGGAAGGCAUUUUAGCAUCUCCUCUCCCCCCCACUCCCAAAGUGGCAGGACCACUCCACCAGAUAACAGCGGGGCACUGGGGGACUAGGAAAAGGAGAUUGUUUGAUGUUUUGUUUUAAUGCAAAAAUACAGUUUUGGU